This is a messenger RNA of Penicillium salamii, 1890 nucleotides long. Lineage: Eukaryota; Fungi; Ascomycota; Eurotiomycetes; Eurotiales; Aspergillaceae. The record is from the annotation of a GenBank genome assembly.
AUGGCCAAGCAACACGAAGAUAUCUCGGUUGCAAUAAACCCAGCAGAUCAGCAUAACGCCAAUGUUGAAGCUGGCAGCAACGAUGACAGUUUGGAAAAGCAACCAAGCAUGUCCAGUAUUCAGGCCGGAGUCCAAAGGGCUGAAAUACUUCGGAGAAGCUGGACUAAGAAAGGCGUAAUCAUUGUCUUCACGGGGUAUGUGACCGCGGAUGAUGUAUGUGUUGGAUCUCAACUGACUGGUUUGGGUAGGCUUUUCUUGUGCACGUUAGCUAUCAACUUCGCCGAUUACUCUACACAGGUGUAUGCAGCAUAUACAACAAGUGCUUUCAAGCAACAUUCAGCCAUGAGUGCCGCACGGGUGGUCAUGAACAUAGCCCGCAUUUCCGCCUAUCCUAUCAUUGCAAAACUGGGAGAUGUUUUUGGCAGAGCAGAAAUGUUUAUUUUAUCUAUCUUUCUUUCUGUUCUUGGCUAUGUUAUUUACGCAGCCUGCACAAAUAUCGCGCAAUACAUUGUCGGUGCUGCCGGUAUAUUCGAAGCGAUUGGAUCAACUGGAUUUGCUCUCACACAGCAAGUGUUCGUGGCAGACAUGACUUCCUUGGUCAACCGUGGUGUGUGGUCAACACUGCCUGAUUCUCUCACUACAGUUCCUACACUAUACCUCGGAACCAUCGUCGCCCAACGUAUCCUUGAUCACUCAACGUGGCGAUGGGGAUGGGGCAUGUGGGCAAUUGUGUUGCCCGUUGCAUCAUUGCCGUUGAUCGGAACCAUGCUGUUUUACCAGCGCCGAGCACCCUCCCGAAUUUCCGCCUCCGAGGCACUAGGCUGGAAAACCACCGAUACCUGGUGGGAAAAGGCAUACCAACUACUAUGGGUUCAACUCGAUCUACCCGGUGCAGCGCUCCUGGUGGCCGGAUUAUCUUUGCUUUUGAUUCCUCUGUCCCUCACAGGAGCCAACAACAGCGCAGCAUGGACCAAAGGCUCGUUCAUUGCGAUGUUGGUUCUCGGUGUUGUUUUCCUGGCUGCGUUCUUUGUUUGGGAUGCAUGGUUUGCGAAAAAGCCAUUCGUCCCCUAUCGCAUGAUCAACAACCGCACAGUUGCUGCUGCGUGCCUUCUUGGGAUGUUAGACUUCUUCCACUACUCGGUGUUUAGUGUCUUCUUCACAAGCUACCUGCAGGUGGCUGGAAACUUCUCGCCAGGGUCGGCAACCAGGAUCGAUAAUUCUCUCCGAGUGUCCUUCCAAGUUGCUGGAAUCUUUGCGGCUUUCUUCAUGAAAUAUACCAAGCGCUCGCAGAUCUGGGUGUUGACUGGCGUUCCCCUUUGCGUCCUCGGCAUGGGAGUACUUCUCUACCUCGUUGAUAUGGGAGAUGGACGGAGUGGUAACGAGGCAUCUUUUGUGGCCGCGAAAUCAUUGAUCGGCGUAGGCCGUGGGUUUUAUCAGACAGCCGCUCAAGUUUCAGUACAAGCCAUGGUCUCGAGACAGGACGUCUCUGUCGUUACCGCAGUGUUCUUUGCUUCAAUGAGUGUGGGAGGUGCGAUUGGAACGAGUGUCGCUGGUGCUAUAUGGAGAAACACCCUGCCAAGCAGAUUGCAGCAAUACCUCCCGAGUGAGUUGAAAGGCCAGGCUAAGUCAAUCUUUGGGUCAAUCGUUGUUGCACGCAAGUAUGCCAUGGGAUCAGACGCUCGCGAAGCCAUCAACCGAAGCUAUCGCGAGUCUCAACGAUUGCUUGCAAUCGCUGGUCUGGUCUCGCUGUCACUGAUGCUUGUGGUGAUGCUGUUUUUGAAGAAUGUGAAGCUGGAUGAAGCUGGAGGAGUCGAGAGUCAUGAGCAAGAGCAGACUCACAAGUCCGGAGAAGGCGCUGAUGGCCCUGGAAAAGAACAAGAUCGCGCUUGA